CUCAGGGUAAUGUCGAAUUCAGUUCAACCUUAGGUUAUAGACCACAAAGAAGAAUAUAAAAGGAAAUAUUUGUUUAUAAACAAAGACACACGAACAAGUGAUUUUUUAUUAUUUGAGAUUUACAGGGAGACAAGAAAACUACAUCUGCCAGACUUAUUGAUUGUUAUCUAAUCGAAGCAAUGAAGGCGUUUGCUGUUGUUAAAAGAUGAUCAUUUUCGAUGUUACAUGUACCGCCAUCAAACAAAAAGGAAAGUACUAACAUGAAAGAAUACCGUCGACCGUCGUUGUCUGUUAUCGAUGAAAAGGGAAGUGACGACGAUUUCGUUAUACCAGCCAUUAAGGUGUCAAGUUGUGACGAUCUGGAUCAGAACAGAAAUGAAAGAUUUAGCUCAUUAAAUGGACUCUUAUCUACUUUUCAUUCAGAAGGAGAUUCAUUAAAACCAGGUAGUGAUCUGAUAAAGAGCCAUAGUGACUCGUUUCAGUUGGGUUGUGAUUCGGGAAAAUCCGGAAGUGAAUCCGAUUUGUCACGAUUAAAAAAUACAGCACACAGACUAAACUUAGGAACAAGAAGACCUAGUUACAUUGAGUGGCAGGAAAAAUAUAUGAAUCGAUCAAGACGUCGGUCGAAACCGGAACUUGUGACAGAUCCCGAUUUAAGCGGGAAAGACACUUUAACUGUAGAACGUAAAGAAAAAAUAAAUCAAGCAUUGGACUGGUUACGGGAGGAACUGCAUGAAAUGAGAUCACAGGACCAAGAAUUAGCACGAACAUUAUUAACAUUGCGACAGGAUAUCAAUCAGUUAAAAUUAAAAAGAAGUUACGAAGAGCACAAGGACAUGUUAGAGGGCGUGAAAUGUGAAAUGGAGGAUGCCCAAGAAAUGAAAGACAUUUGCGAUCUACCAAUCGAUACACCGGAAAAUCCACUCAAAAGACUUGGGGUUACGCCCAUGAAUAUAUCAUCAAGACGAUUUUCUAUAUUUUAGUCAAAUUUAAACCUAUUGUUAAUUACAGCCGCAUAGGUUGGUGAAACAUAUAUCUGCAAGCCCCGCCCAAUAUGAUAUAUGUAGAUAGUUAAUUUGAAUAUUAUACUCGAAAAAUGUUUAUUUCGAUAUUCAAUUGUACCUGUAGAUAGAAAAGCAAUCUUAAAAUGAUCUCUUCAACUAUGAAGAGUGCAAAGAUCUAAAAAAAAAAUAUGUGACUGACCACUGGGCAUUUGUAUAUUUUUAAAGAACAUGAAAUGUAUUCCUCUCUUUUUCAAAAAUCGGUAUGAACGGUUUUUGAUGGUAACUUACAGUUCGAAAUGUGAUCGUUCAACGUAAUAAGUCUUCAUUUAAUAAACAGAUUUAGUCUGCUCUUCUGGUAGAACUUAGUAUACACAUCGCCAUUAAACAAAUAUAUAAAAGAAGAUGUCGUUUUUCUACCAUUCACAUGUAUUUUGUAGAAUUUUGCGGACUAUGUUACAAGGGGCAAGCAAUUCACGGAUAUUUGGACGACCAAAAUAAAUUUACAAAACACAAAUAGAAGUUGCAAUGUAUCAUAGAUAUAUGCUGGUUUUGAUGGUGACUGAUACAAAAAGAAGACAAGUGGGUCAAAUCAAGGUGUGAAAUCUAGCUUUUAAGCAUCCCUCUUAUUCACCUUUCGUAAGUUGAUUUUGAAAUAUGUCUUUUCAUCUGAACCUGGGCCAUUGGGAUCAACGUCUCUGUUUGAUUGUAUGGUUUUAUACUGCAUUAAAGCCAAGCGACGCGGAAUGGCCUGCCUUUCUCCGUUAGCAAUUGUAACACUGCCUAACCUAAAUAAAACAAAACCUCAAGGUUUCACAAGUUACUCAGGGUUAUCCUUGAGUGCUAAAAUAUUAAAGUUUAUAUGUUCUUUUCUAGUCCGUUGAUAAUAUGUACAUAUUUAGACAGUUGACCUGCAAGUCUAUAACUUGUAAGCAUGGAAGUAGAGUAUACGUCCAUGGUGUGAGUAAGCAGUUAGGUCCAUUCUUCUCAACUCGGCCGAUUCCGUACCCUCACAAAAGGAGAGUAGCGGAUUCUACCGAGGAUUGCCGAAUGCAGUUAGGUCUUGUAUGAUUGGCAAUGAUCUCCAUAGAAGAUGUUUG
Messenger RNA from Mytilus trossulus (common blue mussel), 2101 nucleotides. Its product is annotated as protein FAM167B-like. Lineage: Eukaryota; Metazoa; Mollusca; Bivalvia; Mytilida; Mytilidae. The transcript is spliced from 3 exons. The coding region runs from base 219 to 983 and encodes 254 amino acids. The record is from RefSeq and is a predicted model, not a curated record.